AUGGUGUCCUUUACGGGAAGUGGAGUCGUCCCUUUUGGUCUGGCAGGGCUUUUCUCUUAUCUUACGUCGACUGUCUCGGCUGCAUCUACUACUAAUGCAGCCAGUAUUUACAACUUGCCGCUUGGAUCGAAUUCAAAUUACACUUUUGCAUUGAAUAUUCCCGAUGACUCGACGGAUUUGUACUUCCAUUUGUCGGGACCGGCUAGUUAUAGCUGGCUCGCCGUUGGAACGGGGAGUGAGAUGAAAGACUCGUUGAUGAUCGUUCUCUAUGCUAAUGCUAAUGGAAAGAAUGUCACCGUUAGCCCGCGAAUCUCAUCUGGUGAACAGGAACCAGAGUACUCAUCAUCGAUUGCGGUGACGCUUCUCGAAGGCACGGGUAUCGCCAAUAACACGAUGACGGUGAAUGGCCGAUGCUCGAACUGUACAACCUGGAAAUCCGGAAAGUUGGAUCUCAAGUCCUCAUCUCAGCCAUGGAUCUUUGGACUUGGUCCGAGUGGUGGUAGUGCUGCGAUGUUGCGCAGUGACUCCAAGACAGCCAGUAUUGAGAGACACUCGAAAUACGGUGUCUUUAACAUGGAUAUGGUUCACGCCACUGGCGGAUCAGGUGAACUUCCUACAUCAUACACCACCUCCCAGGGCUCAUCCUCCGAAGGCGAGGAAGUCAAGAGUGACAGCAACUGGCCCAGCAUCAUCCACGCUAUCUGCCUCUGCGGCGCCCUCAUCCUCCUCUUCCCAUUCGGAGCUAUCCUCCUCCGCGUCUUCCCCAAGAGCGUGCGCUGGCACUGGGUUAAUCAAACCAUCUCAACCUGCCUGGCCUUCAUCGGUAUGGUAAUCGGCUUCUACCUCAGCACCCAGUUCACCAAGUCCCAAUCAUUCGGUUCCACGCACCAGAUCCUCGGAAUCGUGAUCUUGCUAGCCAUCAUUGCCCAGUGGGGAAUGGGAUUCUGGCACCACCGUCUGCACAAGAAGACGCAGACCGGGUCUAUGUUUGGUGUUGUGCACCGCUAUUUUGGAUUCAUCGUGAUCCUUCUCGCCAUUAUCAAUGGUGGCAUCGGACUUAGUUGGUCGUAUGCAUCUAAUGGUGUCCUUGUGGGAUACUCUAUUACCGUUGUCAUUGUCAGCGUUGCAAUCAUUGGUCUUCUUGGCUGGGCACGAUUCAAGUCGAACCAUGGUGGGAAAGGCUUCGUUCGACAGCAGGAGGAGUUGGAUGAGUUCCAGAGCAGUGAUUAUUCGGAUGGUUAUCUAAACCGUGAUUCGAACAGGCCGCAUGGUUAUAAUCGUUAUGGUUAA
This is a messenger RNA of Penicillium subrubescens, 1290 nucleotides long. RefSeq names its product cytochrome and DOMON domain-containing protein. The record is from RefSeq and is a predicted model, not a curated record. The transcript has 4 exons. NCBI's taxonomy places the organism in Eukaryota, Fungi, Ascomycota, Eurotiomycetes, Eurotiales, Aspergillaceae. Bases 1 to 1290 code for a protein of 429 amino acids.